Molecule: messenger RNA, 813 nt
Organism: Saimiri boliviensis boliviensis (Bolivian squirrel monkey)
Lineage: Eukaryota; Metazoa; Chordata; Mammalia; Primates; Cebidae
Source: RefSeq, a predicted model, not a curated record
AUGGUCCAGAUUCAGAAUCGGGUCUCUGCAUCUACUAAAGAUGUGGGAGCCAGCAGGCUGACCACUCCGAGAACUCAUCAUUGUGCUUUCCCUGAGGAACUGAGAGAAGAUGAUGUUGGAACGGGAGCAGGCCUGUUGGAAAUCAAGAAAAUUGGAGAUGAAUACUUUGCAUUCAUCACUGAGUGCAAAGACCCCAAGGCCUGCACCAUUCUUCUCCGGGGGGCUAGCAAAGAGAUUCUUGCGGAAGUAGAAUGCAAUCUCCAGGAUGCCAUGCAAGUGUGUCGCAGUGUUCUCUUGGACCCUCAGCUGGUGCCAGGGGGUGGGGCCUCUGAGAUGGCUGUGGCCCAUGCCUUAACAGAAAAAUCCAAGGCCAUGACUGGUGUGGAACGUUGGCCAUACAGGGCUGUUGCACAGGUCCUAGAUGUCAUCCCUCGUACCCUGAUCCAGAACUGUGGGGCCAGCACCAUCGGUCUACUUACCUCCCUUAGGGCCAAGCACACCCAGGAGAACUGUGAGACCUGGGGUGUAAAUGGUGAGACGGGUACUUUGGUGGACACGAAGGAACUGGGCAUAUGGGAGCCAUUGGCUGUGAAGCUGCAGACUUAUGAGACAGCAGUGGAGACGGAAGUUCUGCUACUGCAAAUUGAUGACAUCGUCUCAGGCCACAAAACGAAAGGCGAUGACCAGAGCCGGCAAGGCAGGGCUCCUGAUGCUGGCCAGGAGUGAGUGCUGGGCAAGGCUACUUCAAUGCACAGAACCAGCAGAGUCUCCCCUUUUCCUGAGCCAGAGUGCCAGGAACACUGUGGACGUCUU